Messenger RNA from Linum trigynum, 693 nucleotides. NCBI's taxonomy places the organism in Eukaryota, Viridiplantae, Streptophyta, Magnoliopsida, Malpighiales, Linaceae. The record is from the annotation of a GenBank genome assembly.
CUACACCAAAUUAGCUCUUACUACGGUCUAUAAUUAUAGUACUUGAACCCGCUCCACACUAUGCUGCAAGACAAGCGUCCGAGCCCACCCUCCUUCCUCGCUCCUCCUCCGACGUCGUCCUCAAUGGCCAAGCGGCUGAAGCCCGACGCCGCCAUGAGCAGGGACAGGAAAGACAAGCAGCUGGGAGAGAAGAUCGUGGCUCUGCAGCAGUUGGUCUCUCCGUACGGCAAGACCGACACGGCCUCGGUUCUCCAGGAAGCCAUGGACUACAUCUCCUUCCUUCACGACCAGCUUAAGGUGCUAAGCGCUCCCUAUCUCCUCUCCGCCUCCGCCGCCGGUCCAGGUCCAGGUCUGCGAGGCAGAGGGCUCUGUCUUGUUCCGGUGGCCGCCACGGCUGCUAUUGAUCGCACCAAUGGGGCGGACCUCUGGGCUCCCACCAAGACGGCGCCGUCUGCUUCUCCCAGGAUCGAGAAGCUACCGCAGCAGCAGCCAAUUUCAGCCUAUCAUUUUUUAGGCCGAUAGAGAAGCUAGCUAGCCGUGCAUUUUGGGUGCAACGAGGUUCGCUGAUUGUAACUAGUUUUGCAAAGCAGAAGUACGUUUAUGUGAAACUUCAAACCAAGUUAAGGCAGGACUUUUGGCAGACAGAAAUUAUGAAGUCAUAUUAAUGGGAGAGAAUAAACAAAUGUUAUUCGG